AGUGCCGUUCUAUUUUGCCCUCGAAUAUAUACCGCUUUCCCGAACCACCCUCACGUUUCUCUUCGAUUCACUCCCGGUCUCUCUCUCCAGUUUCCCGUCGCUGUUAGAGAUCACCGCCGUCGAAGCCACCGGAGAUUCAUUCGUGGUGUUCCGGCGGAUUCCCUUUACUUUUUUCUCAUCCAACACGCCCAACUCACCGAUCUCCCUGGUCCUAAGGCCACCACCAUGGCAUACAAAACGUAUCAGUACCAGGCUGAAGCAGUAAUUAGGGAAUAUGUGCUCUCGGAUCCAUUCAUCCCUUACACCUCUGUGCUUACCGGUCUUUUUAUAUGCAAAAUGGCAUACGAUCUUACCCGGUUUCUGAGUUCUUUCUAUUUCAAGGGUUACAGUUCCCUUACGAAAAUCCAACGACUUGAGUGGAACAACAGGGGAAUGUCUAGUGCCCAUGCUAUUUUCAUCACCUUUAUGUCAGUAUAUUUAGUGUUCUUCUCAGACCUCUUCUCAGAUGACAUUUCUAAGGGACCUAUUACGUUUAGAAGCUCAAAUCUAUCCACUUUUACAUUAGGGGUUUCUGUUGGAUAUUUUAUCUCGGAUCUAGCAAUGAUAUUUUGGUUAUAUCCAUCUCUUGGUGGAUUGGAAUAUAUUGUCCAUCACGCCCUUUCUUUAUGUGCUAUAUCCUAUGCCAUGUUGACCGGAGAAGCACAGUUGUACACUUAUAUGGUAUUGAUUUCCGAGGCAACUACCCCUGGCAUUAAUGUGCGAUGGUACCUGGACACUGCUGGAAUGAAGAGAUCCAGUGCCUACCUGGUGAAUGGGGUUGUUGUAUUUUUUGCAUGGCUGGUCGCAAGGAUCAUUUUAUUCCUGUACCUCUUUUAUCAUGUCUAUCUUCAUUGUGACCAGGUCAUGCAGAUGCAUAUAAUGGGUUAUCUCCUAGUAUUUAUGGUGCCAUCAGUUCUAGCCAUUAUGAACUUGAUGUGGUUUGGGAAGAUCAUCAAAGGCCUCAGGAAAACUUUGGCCAAGAGACAGUGAAAAUCAUAUGCUACUUUUGACGUAAAUCACUGAGUAUAUUCUUCCCUUUCUUCCCCUUAUAAAAUUACAGCAAGUAAGCUAAGAAGGAAAUGUAAAAGGAAUGCAAAGAGGCAAAGUAGCACCUCAGCACUAGGAUCAGUAUGGUAUUGAGAUCUCUCCUUUUUUGCUAUUCUUCACAUGUAACAUAUAAACUUGAUAGCAUAUGCAACAUAUAUCGUUUCCAAUUUUAUGAUUAUAAUAGCAUCACUGUAACAGUAGUUAUAAUUUCCCACUUGAAUGAAGAGGGGUCCUUUUUCAACAAAA
Molecule: messenger RNA, 1332 nt
Organism: Dendrobium catenatum
Lineage: Eukaryota; Viridiplantae; Streptophyta; Magnoliopsida; Asparagales; Orchidaceae
Product: transmembrane protein 56
Exons: 9
Coding region: 226-1029 (267 amino acids)
Biological process (GO): lipid homeostasis
Cellular component (GO): endoplasmic reticulum; membrane
Source: RefSeq, a predicted model, not a curated record